UACGUACAAAGCACAGAGUACAACAUAUUUCAUCAGCAAAACCCUUGCUCACAAAACCUCUACCGUUCUUCACCCCUACACUCAAAACCCUACUCAAACAAUCCCUCAAAUUGAACGAUUUCAAGAUGUUAGCAAUAGCAAACCGAUUAAGAAACCUGCAAAACAUAAAAACCCGAUCAUUCACGACUGCUACAAUCGCUCGACAUGAAACUAACAGUAGCAAGAAGAAGGUUUCAUUGUAUUCGAAAAUUAGCCCACUUGGAAACCCUAAUUUGGCGAUGACACCGGAGCUAGAUGAAUGGGUUGAUACAGGGAAGAAGGUGCGAGCCUCUGAGGUUAAGCAGAUUAUUCAUGAUCUUCGUAAACGCAGACGGUUCCAUCAUGCAUUGGAGGUUUCAGAGUGGAUGAACAAGAAAGGCAUUUGCGCAUUUACACCUACAGACCAUGCAGUGCAGUUGGACCUAAUAGGCAAGGUCCACGGGUUCCUCGAGGCAGAAAAAUACUUUAACGGUCUAGCUGAACAAGAUAAAACCGGCAAGACGUACGGGGCCCUUCUUCAUUGUUACGUCAGACAACGUGAAACCGAGAAAGCUCUUUCACACUUUCAAAAAAUGAAGCAAAAAGGUUUCGUUUUAUCACCCGUCACUUAUAAUGACAUCAUGAGCCUUUAUAUUCGUACCAAUGAAGUCGAUAAAGUUCAUGACGUGUUAAACGAGAUGAAAAAGAACGGUGUCUCUCCCGACAAUUUAAGCUAUAGAGCGUGCAUAAGUUCAUAUGGGGGUAAAAUGGACAUUGAGGGUAUGGAAAGUGUAUUAAAGGAAAUGGAGAACGAUUCGAAUAUCGUCAUGGAUUGGAACACGUAUACGGUUGUUGCAAACUGGUACAUUGCGGGUAAUCUUUUAGACAAGGCAAAUAACGCCUUAAAGAAAGCUGAAAAACAGUUGGUUGAGAAAGACGGAUUAGGGUACAACCAUUUAAUCUCGUUACAUGCACGUUUAGGAAACAAAGAUGAUGUCGUUAGAGUAUGGGGUCGGCAAAAGAGCGUGUGUAAGAGACAACUUAACCGCGACUAUAUCACAGUGGUGAAGUCACUAGUGAUACUUGAUGAGUUUGAAGAAGCCGAAAAGAUAUUAACAGAGUGGAUUUCAUCCGGAAAUGUUUAUGAUUUUCGGGUCCCGAACAUUAUCAUUAACGGAUAUUUGAAGAAAGGUUUGUGUGAUAAAGCAAAGGACUUGCUUGAUCGUUUGUCGAAGGACCAAAAGGUAACAAUGCCCGAUAGUUGGGGGUUGGUGGCGUUGGAAUUCUUGAAAAAAGGCGAUGUCGGGGCGUCUAUAAGUUGUAUGGAGACCCUGUUUUCUUUGCAGUUAGAGAAGAAGGAUUGGAAAAUCGACUCGAAAGUUUUUGAAAAGUUGUUGGAUGGUAUUGGUGAGAAGGCAGGCGUGAAAGAUGUUGAAUCAUUGGUGCAGAAGUUGAAGAAUUAUGUGAAAUUUGAUAGGGGAAUGUAUCAUAGUUUGAUGAAAGGGUACAUUAAUGGUGGUAAAGAAAUAGGCAAGGUUUUGGAAGACAUGAAAGCUGAUGGAAUUGAAGAAGAUGAAGAAACAAAGAGGAUUCUUGUCUUGCAGCAGAACAAAGUUUAAGAACUCAAAAUGGUGAAUAACAAAGACCCCCCCGCCCCAAACCGCGCACACACAUCUUGCUUUUUUUUCAUUCUAGCUUAGUAGGUAAAACAAUUCUGGAUUCUUUGAUAUAAUGUUGCAAGUUUUGUGGGCAAAUUUGUAAUUGUGUUGUAUUGUAUUGAAGGAUUGUUAUGAUGCAAUUUAACAUUAUGCUUUGAUCCUCAGGGGCAUUUACGA
Molecule: messenger RNA, 1853 nt
Organism: Helianthus annuus (common sunflower)
Lineage: Eukaryota; Viridiplantae; Streptophyta; Magnoliopsida; Asterales; Asteraceae
Product: pentatricopeptide repeat-containing protein At4g21705, mitochondrial
Exons: 2
Coding region: 126-1637 (503 amino acids)
Cellular component (GO): mitochondrion
Molecular function (GO): protein binding
Source: RefSeq, a predicted model, not a curated record